CGGAGACUGAGAAAAGAAGGGAUAGAGGGCUGGAGUAAGUGCUGCCCUUGGCCGCAUGAGUUCCAGAAGGAAUAUUUCCUUCCCGCCAGGCCAGUGCCCGUAGGAACCGCCCCGCCCACUUCCCGGCCUGCGUUCUCUUUCCCCUUCUCAGGUGGGGACCCCCUUGGUUCUUCUUGUUCUGUCACUGAGCUCCUGCCAAGGCCAUGAAGCUCGUGAGGAAGGACAUUGAGAAGGACAAUGCGGGCCAGGUGACCCUGGUCCCGGAGGAGCCGGAGGACAUGUGGCACACUUACAAUCUAGUACAGGUGGGCGACAGCUUGCGCGCCUCCACCAUCCGCAAGGUACAGACCGAGUCCUCCACCGGCAGCGUGGGAAGCAACCGGGUCCGCACUACCCUCACCCUCUGCGUGGAAACCAUCGACUUCGACUCUCAAGCUUGCCAGCUGCGGGUCAAGGGGACCAACAUCCAGGAGAACGAGUAUGUCAAGAUGGGGGCUUACCACACCAUUGAGCUGGAGCCCAACCGCCAGUUCACCCUGGCCAAGAAACAGUGGGACAGUGUGGUCCUGGAGCGCAUCGAGCAGGCCUGUGACCCAGCCUGGAGCGCUGAUGUGGCGGCUGUGGUCAUGCAGGAAGGCCUCGCCCACAUCUGCUUAGUCACUCCUAGCAUGACCCUCACUCGUGCCAAGGUGGAGGUGAACAUCCCUAGGAAACGGAAAGGCAACUGCUCCCAGCAUGACCGGGCCUUGGAGCGGUUCUAUGAACAGGUGGUCCAGGGUAUCCAGCGCCACAUAAACUUUGAUAUUGUAAAGUGCAUCCUGGUAGCCAGCCCAGGAUUUGUGAGGGAACAGUUCUGCGACUACAUGUUUCAACAAGCAGUGAAGACUGACAACAAAGUGCUCCUGGAAAACCGGUCCAAAUUUCUUCAGGUACAUGCCUCCUCUGGACACAAGUACUCCCUGAAAGAGGCUCUUUGUGACCCUACUGUAGCUAGCCGCCUUUCAGACACUAAAGCUGCUGGAGAAGUAAAAGCCUUGGAUGACUUCUAUAAAAUGUUACAACAUGAACCUGACCGGGCUUUCUAUGGACUCAAGCAGGUAGAGAAGGCCAAUGAAGCCAUGGCAAUUGACACAUUGCUCAUCAGUGAUGAGCUCUUCAGGCACCAGGAUGUAGCCACAAGGAGCCGGUAUGUGAGGCUGGUGGACAGUGUGAAAGAGAAUGCUGGCACAGUUAGGAUGUUCUCCAGUCUUCAUGUAUCUGGGGAACAGCUUGGCCAGCUGACUGGGGUAGCUGCCAUUCUCCGAUUCCCUGUCCCUGAACUCUCUGACCAAGAGGAUGAUUCCAGUUCUGAAGAAGAUUAAUGACUGAAACUUAAAACUCAGACAAGACAACCUUGUGUCUCACUCCCUCAGGCUGCUAGCAUGGCACUUUUUGAUUCAUACAGGGAUUUCUUAUGUAUUUGGUCAAACCAGGUAUUUUGUUAUUGGCAGGACAUGUAUUCAGACGAAAAAUAAAUUAAAAGGAAGUAAUCUCCAAGUACUACCA
Messenger RNA from Nycticebus coucang (slow loris), 1545 nucleotides. RefSeq names its product pelota mRNA surveillance and ribosome rescue factor (gene PELO). Gene Ontology annotation, cellular component: cytoplasm. The record is from RefSeq and is a predicted model, not a curated record. The transcript is spliced from 2 exons. Gene Ontology annotation, biological process: RNA surveillance; nonfunctional rRNA decay; nuclear-transcribed mRNA catabolic process, no-go decay. Bases 204 to 1361 code for a protein of 385 amino acids. NCBI's taxonomy places the organism in Eukaryota, Metazoa, Chordata, Mammalia, Primates, Lorisidae.